AUGGAGGUGUUUGAUGACUCCAAUCUGGUAUUGAAACAGAUUCAAGGUGAGUGGAAGACUAGAGAUGCGAAGCUUAGGCCUUACCACGCAUAUUUGGAGCUACUAGUUAGGAUAUUUGAUGAUUUGAGAUACACACAUUUGCCUAGAGUGCAAAACCAGUUUGUGGAUGCCUUAGCUAUUCUAGCUUUCAUGAUCGAUAUUCCUGUUGAUGCCACUAUUCGUCCUUUAUUGAUCGAGUUGAGAUCUACUCCUAUCUAUUGUUGUCUGAUCGACGAUAUAGAGCCAGAUGACGGUUUUCCAUGGUACCAUGACAUAUAUCACUUUUUGAGACUUGGCAUAUAUCUUGAGGCUGUCACGGCCAAGGAUAAGAGAGCAUUAAGACAGUUGGCCGCCUGA
Messenger RNA from Vitis riparia (riverbank grape), 396 nucleotides. RefSeq lists its product as uncharacterized. The record is from RefSeq and is a predicted model, not a curated record. NCBI's taxonomy places the organism in Eukaryota, Viridiplantae, Streptophyta, Magnoliopsida, Vitales, Vitaceae. The coding region runs from base 1 to 396 and encodes 131 amino acids. The transcript has a single exon. Gene Ontology annotation, molecular function: RNA-DNA hybrid ribonuclease activity; nucleic acid binding.